CCUCGGACUACUCCCAUUCUCAAAGCAGUACAUCGACAUGAACCUCUCCGUAGUUUGUUUGCGUUCAUCGGCUGUAUGUAUGAAUUUCGUGGUGUUCGCAGGUUACAAUAAAGCAGAUAAUUUUUCAAUUAAAGUUGACUUAAGAUUGGAAUCGUAGUGUAGUGUGCGAAAACGAUUAAUCGCCGGAUACGGAAUCCAUAACUGUUUAAUGGAUCCGACUAUCGGUUGGUAUCAACCGGAGCAGUUCGGCCCUGCUAAGGACUUAUGGUUACACAUUUGGGAAGCUGAGAAAGGUCUCGAUAUCUUAACCCUGAAGAACGAUUCGUCGUCGAAUGUGAUGGGCGUUAAAAUGCAACAGGAUUUUAUAGCUUUCGACUCGGUGAAUAAUCGUACGGGAGAUCGUGGUCAGCAAAAUACUUGCAAUAGUUAUUAUAACCCAUCACGUAGGAAAGGUGAUAAUCGUGCUAGUACCUACGGCAUGAACUACAAUUAUGAUGCCUUGGUCGGAGAAUACGGUGGAUGCCCGUGGCGUGUGCCUAAUAAACAUUAUUCUAAAGGAGUUAUUGGGUUACACGAAGAAAUAGAAGAUUUCUUUUCAUAUAUGUGUCCAUCCAAUGAAGAACAUAAUUUAAGAGUACGAGUGGUUAAACGUAUAGAACAAGUAAUAUAUGAUCUUUGGCCGGAUUCGAAAGUUGAAGUAUUUGGAAGUUUUCGUACUGGUCUAUAUUUACCCACUAGUGACAUAGAUUUAGUUGUAAUUGGAAUGUGGACAAAUCUUCCACUACGUACAUUGGAACGUGCUUUAUUAGAUCAAAAUAUCGCUGAACCAUCUUCUUUAAAAGUUUUGGAUAAGGCCAGUGUUCCAAUUGUCAAACUUACCGAUAAAGAGACAGAAAUUAAAAUAGACAUUAGUUUUAAUAUGAAUAAUGGUGUAAAAUCAGCAGAAUUGAUAAAUUCUUUUAAAAGACGGUUUCCUGUAUUAGAAAAGCUUGUUAUGGUACUGAAACAAUUUUUAUUACAAAGAGAUCUUAAUGAAGUAUUUACUGGUGGCAUUUCUUCAUACAGUUUAAUACUUAUGACCAUCAGUUUUCUGCAAUUACAUCCUAGACAAAAUGCUUAUUGUUCAAGUGCUAAUUUGGGAGUAUUAUUGAUUGAAUUUUUGGAACUCUAUGGUAGGAAAUUCAAUUAUGUAAAAACAGGCAUUCGAGUAAAAGAUGGUGGUACUUACAUAUCUAAAGAAGAGGUUCAACGAGACAUGAUAGAUGGACAUCGACCUUCUUUGUUAUGCAUAGAAGAUCCACUUACACCUGGUAACGAUAUAGGUCGUAGUAGUUAUGGUGCUCUGUAUGUAAAAGAUGCAUUCGAUUGGGCGUAUUAUGUUCUUUCUCAAGCAGUCAGUCCUUUAAAUAUUCUAGUUAAUGAUGCAAAUAAAGUAAGUAUAUUGGGAAGAAUAAUUCGUGUGACAGAUGAGGUAAUAGAGUAUCGUAGAUGGAUUAAAGAAACAUUCCCAGUACCACUGAGUGAAGUGGACUCUCUGUCUAGCUCAACUGGAUCUGAUGCAUCCACUCUCUCAGCACCAGCUAGUGACACGGAUUCAGAAUGUAGCCGUGGAAAUUCACCAAAUACAGGUGGAAAAGGAGAAGAAAAUGCUAAAGAGCGGCAUGUAUUUAACAAUCAACAACCUCAUCAUCAUUCUCAAUGGAAGAAACCUUUUAAAACAACUACUCACUUAAAUCAUCAGCACAGUUCUAGAGGAAAUUAUCGUGGAAUAAAUAAUAAUAUAGGUGGACAAAAUAAAAUAAAACAUAAUCUUCACAGUAAUGGUAGUCAUAACAAUAGCACUAGUCACAGUCCAAAUUCAAGACCACACACAUUGAAGAGAAAGAAACAAUGCGUAACACACACACAGCGUGGUCCUGGAGAUUGUGUACGGUGAUGAAUUGUGCAAAGUAAUUUUGAACAAUGUUAAAAUAUCACUUAAGACACGAGUUUAAUAUUAUGAUCGUGUGAUAAAGCGACAGCAAAUCAUUUUUGUCACAUAUUAACUAAAUCAUUCUGUCGCGACAUCAUCCUUGUAAGUUUUCUCCAUUCAGUCUGCAGAAGGGGUUAAUAUUUACAAUUAAGCAUUUGCAAUUCGAAUACGAUAUUAUUCUUGACAGUACAAAAGAUACCCCUGAAGUAGCUAUAUUUUUCAUUUUCCAAGAAUAUAUUUCACUCUGUACGAGAGCUUGUGUACCAAAGACGCGCGUACAGAAUUGUAAUAUAAUUCAAAUUAGGCUAGGUUAAAUUUUGUUUGCAUUAAUGCACAUAUUGCACAUAAAGUAAGGAAAAAAUGUAACAAUAUUUUGUUAAAUAUUGUUUUUAGCAUUACACACUUAUUGCCACCUUUGAAUAGCAAUUGUGUUCAUACCCAGAUAAAAACUCAUUGUAAUACAUUUAUAUAUAAUACGAUUGAUAUUUCUGAGUAUUAGUUGCGGUACAUUUUUCUUAAGAAUUUCACAAAACUGUAAAACUUGCUCUUGUAGUUAUGAUAAAGACUUAGUUUUCUAUAUGAAACUAUAUUCUUAUAAUAAGAGGGUGAGAGAAAAAAAAAUGGUGAUAUUGGGACUUACCUAAUGUAAAUAUUGUAAUAUACAUAAUCAAACAUAGAAAAAUAAGUCUAACAGUUAUCUACUAAACUUUUUUAUUUUGUAUGUACCUAAAAAAUAGUGUUUGUUACAGUAAUAUUAUCACAGUAAUAUUUAAUAUGCAUGUGAGAGCCACAUUCAUGAAAAAAAAAAGAACUUCUUUUUGUAAUAUAAUUCUGAUAAUAAUAAUUUAGUAUAUUUUUUGGAUUUUAUUGAAAUCAUAGGUUCGUAAAUGGAUAAAAAAAAAUUUUUAUCAAAAUAAUGAAAAAAAAAAAUGUGCAUAACUAUUAUAGCAAUCUGCUUUCAAUUUUUGUAGUAUUUUCUUGAAAACGCAAUUUUUGCAGAUGUAUUUAUUUUGUAUACAGCUUGUCUGAUUUCUUAACAAUGUUUGAUAUCUUUUAUAUCCCCCCAACAAUAUUGUAUUACUCUUCAAUAAAAAGACGGUAUAUGUCAGCACC
Vespa mandarinia (Asian giant hornet) is the source of this 3085-nucleotide messenger RNA. Its product is annotated as terminal nucleotidyltransferase 4B. Gene Ontology annotation, biological process: RNA 3'-end processing; polyadenylation-dependent ncRNA catabolic process. Lineage: Eukaryota; Metazoa; Arthropoda; Insecta; Hymenoptera; Vespidae. The record is from RefSeq and is a predicted model, not a curated record. Gene Ontology annotation, molecular function: poly(A) RNA polymerase activity; mRNA binding. Gene Ontology annotation, cellular component: TRAMP complex; nucleolus.